Hevea brasiliensis (rubber tree) is the source of this 1258-nucleotide messenger RNA. RefSeq lists its product as uncharacterized. NCBI's taxonomy places the organism in Eukaryota, Viridiplantae, Streptophyta, Magnoliopsida, Malpighiales, Euphorbiaceae. The record is from RefSeq and is a predicted model, not a curated record. The coding region runs from base 305 to 931 and encodes 208 amino acids. The transcript has a single exon.
UGAGACCUCUUCAGUGUUCUGUUGAUUUUUUCUUGUCGUCUUUCCAAAGGUAACUUUGAUUUUCUCGUGGAUGAGAAGAAAAGCAUCUAAUUCCCUUCCAUGUUAUGGGUAUCCUAAGCCUCAGUUUCAUCUUGGUUUCACUGGGAGAACACUAAAUUAGAAAGAGCUGGCCAUGAAAAACAAAUGUAAAGUAUAUCCACCUCGGCAACAUAUAAUAAUGUUGAAAUGCCUCUAGCUGGCACAAUACCCUCCCAUAUUCCCUGCUGCUGGUGUACUGUUAUGAACGUUUGGACCUGAGCUUUUGAUGCUGUCCAUGCUGAAGGCCUGUAUUCAUUUGUUCGGCCAAAGUCGAGGCUCUCACGAAGAGUCUAGAACGAAAAAAGAAUUUGGAAAUUCCCCUAUCACUGGACAUGCGCUUACAGUCAAAAGAUUUUCUGUCAGGAUAGUUCAUGCUGGUGGGCAAGAGGAGUUGUAUCAACAUGCAGUUCCUGCAUCUCACUUGAUGGAAAAAUAUCCUGGGAUGUGUGUUGCCCGGCCAGAAGUUUUCAGAAAUCCCCAGCAGUCCCUGUUAUGCCCAGAUGAGAAUUUGUUGCCUGGUCACAAAUAUCUUAUAAUACCAUCUACUACUGCUCGGAAAUUGAAACAUAAACAAAUGGAGAAGGCAAGAGUCGAAGGAUAUGCUAAAGGUAAAGAUGAGAUGUCAGAUGCAAAUAUCACUUGGGAAGCGGGUAGAGACAUUUCAGAGGACUCUGUUUAUUCUGCAAAAGAAUUUUAUACCUCCAAGGGUAGGUGCUCAAGAGACCCAAAACGUUCUGCGAGGAAGGGUAUUAAACCAAGGAAGCCUUUUGUACCCCCUCUCCUAAAGGCAAGGAUUUUGCAGGGACCAGGGUGGGAACCAAGUCUGACGUCUGUACAAGAACUUUCACCGUGACUAUUUUUUCUACCUCAUGGCUUGUAUCACUAAGUAUUCUGGUAUGUGGUCCUUCCAGAGUUAUUUUUAUUAUCUUUGUUCUGAAUAGUUCCCAAACAGUCAAUUUUGUUCUUUGGUUGCACAAGAAAAGGGAUAGCAAGACAACAAAUUGAAUAUAUGUUUAUUCAGUGUUCUGCUCCCAGGUUUCAUAACUCUUUUGUGGUUGUGGAAGCUGCGUAAACUCUUUUUCAUUUGCAACUCUUCCAUAAUCUCAGACUUCUGCUAAAAUUGAAUAUUUCUCUGUAUGUUAUUACUUUUGAAUUUUGAACAUUGACACAUUUAAUAGAA